AUGGCUAUUUUUCCAGUGCUGAUCGUCGCUGGCCCCCUCUCCGUCAUCAACCAUGCCACCCAUCGCACUUCCGGAAAGCCGUUCGCCAUCAAGACCAUCGACCUCCAGAAAUAUGAGCAGAGCACGGGACUGUCGAGGGCGGCCAUCGAGGAGGAGAUGGAACUCUGCGCCACCCUCAAGCACCCGUUCAUCUAUGUGCGACCGCACAAUUUGGUGUUGGCAAGCAAAGACAACAGCGCCCCCGUCAAAUUGACCGGCUUCGGCGUCGCCAUCAACGGCAACAAUGAACAAAUCUAUGAGGCUAUACAAAAUGGGAGGUAUUCGGUCAGCGGCGGAAUCUGGAACUUCAUCUCCAAUUCGGCGAAGGAUCUGUUAAUAAGAUUGUUGAACCGUGACGAAGAGCAGCGAUUUUCGGCCACCGAAGCUUUGCAACACGAUUGGUUACGGGACAAGGAAGCCUACGCACCUCGACGCCAUCUCCAGGAAACUGUCGACCAUAUCAAGCGGUACAACGCGAGGCGGAAAUUGAAGAGCACCAUCUUGGCCGCCGUCAACACCGACAAGUGGUCAAAAUUUCCCGGAACCAAUGGAGGGCUGUCGGCGUCGAGUUCGACGUUUUUCUCGGGUGACCUACCCGGCGGCGAUUCGUGCCAUCCAGAUGGCUGUACAAAAGCCUCACAACCAGCAGCAGCAGAUUUGAGGGGAGCUCAUCAGAUCCUGGAAUCGCUCGACCGGAUCGCCGUCCUAACCGACUCGCCCGUGCUCCCGCAGCUCGUCCAGGGGCAGUUGAUGGAGGACGGGUCUUUUCGGAAGCUGCUGCAG
Molecule: messenger RNA, 822 nt
Organism: Mesorhabditis spiculigera
Lineage: Eukaryota; Metazoa; Nematoda; Chromadorea; Rhabditida; Rhabditidae
Source: the annotation of a GenBank genome assembly